Molecule: messenger RNA, 6350 nt
Organism: Triplophysa rosa
Lineage: Eukaryota; Metazoa; Chordata; Actinopteri; Cypriniformes; Nemacheilidae
Gene: rc3h2
Product: ring finger and CCCH-type domains 2
Exons: 19
Coding region: 329-3430 (1033 amino acids)
Molecular function (GO): metal ion binding
Source: RefSeq, a predicted model, not a curated record
GUAAAUUCGUUGACGGCUCAUGGGAGUGUACCUGCCUCUUCAACAUGUCGCGCUGUCAGGGAACGCGCUCCCAAAUUUCUGGAAAUGACAUCCGUGAUUUUAUGUGAUGUCUGGGCGGAAUGAAAAGACCGCAAAAACCUGGAAAAAACAAGUUCGGCUCCCAUGUGAAUAACUGCAUGCGAUGAAGAAUUUGAUCUUGACGGUGAAGUGCACAUAAACUAUGGACGGUUAUGAUGACACUCUGUAUCGACUACGGUGUGUUUAAGGCGCUGGGGCGUGGUGGCAUGCGAUCUACCUGAGCGUGUGGGCUCCACCUGGAGGUGACAGGAUGCCGGUGCAGGCGGCACAAUGGACCGAGUUUCUAUCCUGCCCCAUCUGCUACAAUGAGUUUGACGGCAGCGAGCACAAGCCCAUCAGCCUGGGCUGCUCGCACACCGUCUGCAAGACGUGCCUGCACAAACUGCACCGCAAGGCCUGUCCUUUUGACCAGACAGCCAUUAGCACCGACAUCGAUGCGCUGCCGGUCAACUGUGCCUUGCUGCAGCUGGUGGGGGCGUCGGUUCCAAGGGGAGAGACUGUAAAUGUGGGCGGUGCUGAAGACACAAGACAUUAUGAAGUGUGCAGGAUGUGUGUAGAGGAGCUGGCACUGUAUCUCAAACCCAUAAGCGGAGGGAAAGGUGUGGUUGCGGCACUCAGUCAGAGCGCGCUCAGUAGACCCAUGCAGAGGAAGCUGGUGACCCUUGUGAACUGUCAGCUGGUUGAGGAGGAGGGGCGCAUGCGGGCGAUUCGGGCGUGCAGAUCUCUGGGUGAGCGCACAGUCACUGAACUGAUCCUACAGCACCAGAACCCACAGCAGCUCUCCGCCAACCUGUGGGCUGCUGUGCGGGCACGCGGCUGUCAAUUCCUCGGACCUGCCAUGCAGGAAGACGCUUUGAAGCUUGUGCUGCUGGCUCUAGAGGAUGGCUCGGCUCUGUCACGGAAGGUUCUGGUUCUGUUCGUGGUGCAAAAACUGGAAGCGCGGUUCCCUCAGGCCUCAAAGACCAGCAUCGGACAUGUAGUUCAGCUGCUGUACCGCGCCUCCUGCUUUAAGGUGACCAAACGGGAUGAAGACUCCUCCCUCAUGCAGCUGAAGGAGGAGUUUCGCACUUACGAGGCUCUUCGUCGUGAACACGAUGCUCAGAUUGUUCACAUCGCCAUGGAAGCGGGACUGCGUAUCUCACCCGAGCAGUGGUCCUCUCUGCUGUAUGGAGACCUCAUGCACAAAUCCCAUAUGCAGUCAAUCAUAGACAAGCUCCAGUCUCCAGAAUCCUUUGCAAAGAGCGUGCAGGAGAUCACUAUAAUCCUGCAGAGAACAGGAGAUCCAGCCAACCUCAACAGCCUCAGAGCUCCUCUGGAACUGCUCGCCGCCAUCGAUUACAACCCUGAUGCGGCUGCUCCGUCCUGGGGAGAACUGGAAAGUGUGUUAUUGGCCGUGAAGGUGAUCGUCCACGGGCUGGUGGAAUUCAUCCAAAACUUCAGCAAAAAGAGCCACGAAAGCUCUCAGGCUCAACCAAACAGCAAGUACAAGACCAGCAUGUGCAGAGACUUACGGCAGCAGGGCGGGUGUCCGAGAGGAGCCAGUUGCACUUUCGCUCACACACAAGAGGAACUGGAGAAGUACAGAAUAAGAAAUAGGAAAGCCAGUGGGGCGGUGAGACCCUUUCUCCCAGUUUCCACAGUAAUGCCCAAAGGGGGCACCAAAGGGGUAACUCCAGGGUCAGAAGUGGGCAUGGGUGAGCUGAAGAACUAUGAGACAGAGGCGACGUCAGGAGAGUCAUCUCCCACUCAGCUCAUCCCUAGAGGAGGAGACAACCAAGUCGAAACGCUCCUCAAUGGACUGCCUACUACCAGCCAAGAAAAAACGUCAAUCGGUCGCGGACAGUCUUCUGUGAUGGCUGUAGAGGAUAACUGUGGUCCUCAUAAACACAGGUCUGUUCUCGCGAGACCUCAUCCUGAGCUUUACUACUCUCAGGACCUGAGAACACUGUAUGACCUCCCACCGUACCACCACCCUCCCAUUCCUCCUCACAAGUCAUGUAGCACGCGUUUCCCUCGUUCCAACAAUGUACCCGAGUCCACGUUACCCCCUUCAGUGGGUUCCCUGUACCCGGAUCAGCACCCCUCAAUCCCUCCUCCAGACAGAUUAGGCCACGCCCCUAUUGGUCAUUCCUGUCCUUACUCUAUGUCCCACGGGCACGGCAUGUACGCGCCCGUCUACGACAGCAGACGCGGUUGGAGACCGCCGCUGUAUCCCAGGGAGGGAGGCCGGAGCAACUCGCUCCCUCAGGAAGUUUUCCAUUCCUCGGUCUACCAGCCGCCAAUCCGGGAGCGCUACAACUCGCUGGAUAGCCCCUACUGCAGCACAAUGGAUCAGCGGGCAGCGAUGCACAGGGAUUCGCACGCCCGUGUUCCUCUUGGGUAUGAGGAACUGUAUCGCCACAAACAGGAACAGUGGGCACAUCACCACGGCAACAUGAACAGACCUUCCCAACCGUCUCCUGUUUUCACUGUAGAUUUCUGCCCAGAGAAUCCUGAGGGUGUGGGUGCUGGCUGUAUGACUUGUAAGUGUCACGGUGGAGAAGAGAGUCUUGCCCACUACUCUCCCUGGUCGUGCGGCACCAUCAGCCCUUUUGAGUCAGAGCCCCACCAUUUGUCAACCCACUCCUGUUCCAAACAGCCAGAAGGGGAGAGCGGAUGCAAACGAUGGCUUCACAUGUUAGAGCCUUACAGGAGACUGAAAGAUGAAGAUCCCAUCAUUCCUUUCGGAGAGGGGCCAAUCAUUUCCAAAUGGGGAGCCAUUUCUCGAGCCUCUCGUACUGGCUAUCACACCACUGACCCGAUCCAAGCCACCGCCUCACAGGGAAGCGUCGGUACAACAUCAGUCAAUUUCAGAGACUACGGCUCUCAUAUCGGUCACAGUGACCUCAGAUGGGGCCCACGCGGAUCUGAUUCCUCCAGUCACUCCAGCUUUCUAGAGAGCGAACAUCUGCCUGCGUCGGGUCUGCACGUCAGACGUAAUUCCUUCAGCAGCGGGUCAAAGCAAGCCUCAGAUCUGCUGGGGAAAGAUGGGGCAGACAGCGAGCCGGACAGAGACAUCGAGUUAGAGCUGUCUGCUCUGGAUAUGGAGGACAUUGAGACACUGGACUGCAAACCUGAGGAGGCUCUUUACACACAAAGAUGCUCACAGAAGAGUCAUCUCUCUAUGGGCUUCAGUACUUGCGGUUCCCAGCUGCCUGACAGAAUGGAUGCCCACCUUAUGAAGAAGAUGGCAUUCAGGAAGACCUUCUCUCCUGGAGGUCUUAGUAUGGGGAAGAUACCAAUGUGCUCACCCAGGCCUGGAGACCCCCCACGACCCAGUCCAGGACCCGAGGUUCUGCUUAACGGGAACUGAAGGGGCCGGACACAACCACCCCCUCACGUUCCAAUUCCAAGGGGUCAUGCCAAGAAUCCACCAUACUCCUUAGGUAGAAGGUAGAGUUGUCCUUAUAGGAGUCAAAUGAGGCGGCGAGACAGCGCCGGAAGCCUUCUGUAGUUACGUCUUCUCUUCAUAAGAGCUACCUAUGCCCUCUAAUUGUAAUCACAUGACAUCUAUUCCCAGUUUGUUUGUUGUUUUUUAAUCACCGCUUGUGGAUGAAUGUUCAUGUUGAGUCACAAACUCCACCUCAGGUAACUGUUGAUGUCAGCUAAUCAAAACUCACUCCAAGCUAGGAACCAAUUACCCACAUCGCGUAACUCUGUGCAAAGGUUCUCACUAGCUGAAUAAAUCAUAAUCUGCUGUAAAACGACUAUAUAAUGGUCUCUUUGGAAAGAUUAUUAUAGAUAUAUCAAUGAUAUCAAUGUUUACAAUAUAGAGUCAAAUAUAUAUCAAGAAUAACCAAGGUGCUUGGAAUUAAUAGUACUUGCAUUAUUACUGCAGUGUUGGCCGCUGAAAUGUGCAUGAAAUGUUUGUUGGGCGUCAUUCUUCGAAACAAUCAUUCAAUAUUGUUUAAAUGUACCUGUGUAUCACAUGGUAUACACAUUUCAUAGGCAAUCGUUAUUUAAGUUCUUAAAGGAAUAGUUCACACAAAAAUUGAAAUGACCACACGCAAUGGAAGUAAAUGGGGACUGGGGUCACCCUGCUCAAAAAGUUGCAUAUAUCUCCUGAAGCUGUACACUAGAUUUGGGUUCACGUACAGUAUGUAAAUUAUAAAAUAUGAUCUCUCAAGACAUGUUGUGCCAGGUUUGGACAUUGUCGGUGGUCAUUGAUGAGGCACCAUUGACUUUUGACAAUACUGCCACAAAUAAGAUGAGAGAGGUUUUUUUGCCACGUAAAUUUAGUCUUUCGUAUUUUCAUUUUUUGGUGUGCUGUUCCUUUAAUAGAUAUAAUAAGCACAAGACAGCUGUUAUGAAAACAGUGUCAUUUUGCUCAAAGAUGAAAUGCACGUACAAAUAUUCAGUGUGUUUAAACAUAGAAUACAGUUUCUCUUUGAUGUUUUGCGCAUCAGUUCUGGAUUUUUGUUUGCAGUGGACAAAACAGUAACGUCCAUUUUCAUUGCUUUCAUUUGUUGUGGUAUGACUAAAAAAAGGCCAUUUACAGGAGACUGGGUUCUAGUUAUCUUUCAGAAUUAGUGUUUACCCUUAUUUAUUGGAAAACAUUUCUAACUUCCAUGAAGUUGUUUUCAAAAUGUUGUGUAUCCGUUUAUUUGGUCUAGAUCCUAUCCACAGCAUCAACACACAAUUUUCAGGAUGAGUUCAUAUCUGAUAGACAAUUGACUUGCGUGAGAACUUCCAUACUGAGAAUUAGAUUUGUGCAAUGAAACGUGUUCCUAAGAGGGCUGAGAAUUUAUAAAGAGAUGGUAAAUUUGAUGACAUCACAUAUUAAAAACUCGCUGAUUUAAAUAUAAUUUAUUUUUCCAUCAAUAAUUUACGAUGGGACAGUUUCUGCUUUUAUGGUUUAUUCCAAAAAAACGGUAACUGAUUUAUCAUUUGUUAAAUCUUUUGCCUGGACCAGUGUCUGUUAUAUGUUUAUACAGUAUAUGUGUAUGAAUGUGCAAAUGUAUGUCUUGGUUGAGUAUGAAAAGAAUAUGAAUGCAUUAUCACUUAAGACUGUUAAAUUCUGUGCUAUUAUUGUUUUUUCCUGUUGAUAAGCUAAGAAUUGUCAAUAAGAAAUUUAAAAGAGUGCCGUUUUUUUUCUGGUCUUGGCUUAAGCGGUCUUAUUAAAUCUCACUUUGCCUCCUGUAGUCGAAAUGACAGCAAAGUCAUAUUAGUGUUUAUCUAACUCGUAAAACACAAUGUUCAGCUCAUGCUUCAUCAAUGAAAAACUUGCAAUUCAACUGUUUUUUCUCCUUUAAAUUCGUUUUCAUACUUUUAAUGAAACUGGGUUGCUAGUUAUAUAUGUUUCUUGCUAGAUGUCAAAUUGCCUUUACAAUAGUGUUUUACUUUUUUUAUCACCCAAUGCAAUGCAGCAACGCCUUAGUACGUGUUUUACGAGUGUCUAUCAGCCUGGCUUGGCUCUGUAUCAUGCAUGCUGCCUUUGACAAAGCCAUUCUUUGGCAAAGGAGGUAUGAUUGUGUAUCUGUGUCACACAACAACCCAGCGCUGUGAGUGUCCUGAACUUGUGUGGCCGUAUCUUGCAUCCUACACACUUCCUAUUGCACUUAUUGUCUGCUCUUAUGGAUUAAUAUCAGGAUUAUGAUUGUUAUUUUAUCUCCAUAGUUGUAUCGUUUUUUUCCCUUGGAAAUGUCGAUUUUGUUUGCAUCUGAAUUUUAAAAAUUUGCUUUGAUGUUAUAAUGGGGCAGGACAUUUUUGGUUGUGAUGAGCUGCUUGUAUUGUCUGUGUGCAACCGCCAAAACAGAUUGAUGUGUUGGAUAUUUUCACGUCUGUAUUAGACAUUUUAUUUGCAAAUCUAUUGUUCGAUUCAAUUGUAAAUGAAUAUAAGAUGGGCAUCCGUCAUUUUUUACAGCCAGGGCCAUCAUUAGAUGGACAUACUGCACAUUUUUAUGAUAUAUAAUCAGCUAUAUUAAAAUAUAUACGGCUAUUUAUGGUCAAAGAGAGAGAUUUUAAAAUUUAGGAAUAUCUUUUGAUGAAAUAAUAGAAACUAUUUAUGUCACUUUUUUCUUUUAAACUACCACUUGGCAAAGAUUUUCCUUUUUCUUGUGGCAAGGAAAGAAAGACUAUAUAUAGAACUGUAGCCAAUGCACUGUUUUUGGUUGUUUGUUAUUGCUCUUGUAUUUUGGCUAAGCUUUGCUCCGAUAUGUAGGGCAAGCUUGUGAGAUGAAUUUAAAGGUCAUGACACAUAGCUGCAUGGCAAGAAAAUAAACACAGUUACAUCA